CACAAUUUCCCAGCCUUUGCCUCGAUUUUUCAGGACGACAUGAGCCAGCCCGAUGCUGCUGAGCAAAAUAUCCAGAUGUGGAAGGUCAAGAAGCUCAUUAAGAGCCUUGACUCGGCCAGGGGUGCCGGCACUUCGAUGAUCAGUCUCAUCUUGCCUCCCAAGGACCAAAUCUCCCGAGCGUCUGCGAUGUUGACGCAGGAGUACGGGACAGCCUCCAACAUCAAGUCUCGCGUGAAUCGACUUUCUGUCCUUGCUGCAAUCACCAGUACCCAGCAGCGUCUCAAGCUAUACAACAGAGUUCCUCCAAAUGGUCUAGUCCUGUUUGUAGGCACCAUCCUCACCGAUGAAGGCAAGGAAAAGAAAGUGUCUUUUGACUUCGAACCGCACAAGCCCAUAAAUACCUCUCUCUACCUUUGCGACAAUAAAUUCCACACUGAAGCCCUGUCGGAACUCCUCGAAUCUGAUUCCCGAUUCGGAUUCAUCGUCAUGGACGGAAACGGCACUCUUUUCGGCACUUUGGCUGGCAACACCCGCGAGGUGCUCCAUAAAUUCACCGUCGACCUCCCCAAGAAACACGGCCGUGGUGGUCAGUCAGCUCUUCGUUUCUCUCGUCUCCGUGACGAGAAGCGCCACAAUUAUGUCCGCAAAGUCGCCGAGCUUGCGGUCCAGAACUUCAUUUCCAACGACAAGGUCAACGUUACCGGGCUCAUUCUCGCAGGAAGUGCAGAUUUCAAGACUGAGCUUGGCCAGAGCGACAUGUUUGACCCACGUCUGGCAGCAAAGGUCAUCAAGGUCGUUGAUGUGAGUUAUGGCGGGGAGAACGGAUUUAAUCAGGCUAUUGAGCUGGCAGCGGAUGCCCUCGCCAACGUCAAGUUUGUCCAGGAGAAAAAGCUUAUACAAAAGUACUUCGACGAGAUCAGCCAGGAUACUGGCAAAUAUUGUUUCGGUAUCGAUGACACCCUGAAGGCCCUCGAUCUCGGUGCCGUUGAGACCCUGGUUGUCUGGGAGAAUCUUGACAUCACGCGCUACACUCUCCGCAACGCAGCUGGCGAGGAAAUAAUCGUCCACGCCAACAAGGAGCAAGAUAAAGACAGAGAGAAAUUUAUCGACAAGUCGACAGGCCUAGAGAUGGAACAAUCUGCUGAGCCACAAGCGCUCCUCGAAUGGUUCGCAGAGAAGUACAAGGAGUUCGGUGCUGCACUCGAGUUUGUCACCAACCGAUCGCAAGAAGGCGCGCAAUUCGUCAAAGGGUUCGGUGGAAUUGGCGGACUUUUGCGUUACAAAGUCGAUUUCACAACGCUCAUGCCCGACGAAGAAGACGAGUUCUACGACAGUGAUGAGGAUGUCCUUUGA
This is a messenger RNA of Mycena indigotica, 1353 nucleotides long. RefSeq names its product Peptide chain release factor erf subunit 1. The record is from RefSeq and is a predicted model, not a curated record. Lineage: Eukaryota; Fungi; Basidiomycota; Agaricomycetes; Agaricales; Mycenaceae. Gene Ontology annotation, molecular function: translation release factor activity, codon specific; sequence-specific mRNA binding. The transcript is spliced from 6 exons. Gene Ontology annotation, cellular component: translation release factor complex; cytosol. Bases 40 to 1353 code for a protein of 437 amino acids. Gene Ontology annotation, biological process: cytoplasmic translational termination.